CUUCCUUGCAUCUCUUGUGCCAAAUAUCCACUAAUCUGUCACAAGCUCGCGACAUCAUAUUAAGGCUUGCUUGUGCCGAACUCUGGGAAGCUCGAGUACCUACUACGCCUCAAUCACAUCCCAACUCAAUCGAUUGCCCCACUUCCCUUGGACGCUCCUUACACGCCUUCAUUAUCUCGAUAUGACCCACAAGUAAACAUCGAAAUGGCCCGCAAAGGCGGGGGCUCAACCCAACGCAAGGCGCCGCCGCCCCCUGCAGCAAAUGUGCUUACGAACGGCAAUACGAACGGAAACCCUCCGCCGUCAACUAUUGCAGCUCAAAUCGUACAUAAUGCAGCAAACGUCAAUUCAAGGCAAGAUGCUGCCGCAAAAGUUACGUUUGGCGAGCUUCUCAAAGAAUUCCUUGCGCACCCAAGCACGGACGAGCCGGACGUUCAACUCGUAGCCUUCAUUUGCGUUGUCGCAGAGGCAGGCUUAGAGGGCUUAUUCAAAGAAGAUCUAUUUGCGCAAGACGAACAAAUGGAACAGGGUGUUCGCAGUAUCAACGCAAUAAUGUACUUGCUGAACCAAAAACCACACCUGCUCUUGAGCCCGAAAGACGGUGACGACAAUGGAAUCCCUCGACCGCCUGUCGUCAUGUGGCUGUUCCCAAAGCUCCUUGAUAUAUUGACACAUGCGACUCUACGACCGAUCCAUCGGCACAUCCAGGAUAUGCUCAACUUCUGCCUCAGCAUACUUGCUAGUACAACAGCAUAUUCACGCCAGGCCGUUACCGUGAUGCGAUUGUACAAGUCAACGGCCGUUUAUAUUCGAGAUGAACUGAAAGCAGCCAACGACCCUGUGACAGUACGAGUUGAGCCAUUCCGCAUUGUGAUACCCUCUUCAAGCAGCCUUAAUGAGUUUUGGCCAGAGAGCAAGCAAUUGAUCGCUGUACCUCAUGAGCUCCAAAGAACCAUUUCUUCACCAACUUCGGCCAUCUGUGUUGGUCUCAACCUUCUUGUGGCUCUGUGCGCCCCAACACGCCAAAAACCAUGGAAGGUUCUUUUCCAGCAACAGUACCCGUGGAUCCUGGAUACCUGUGAGGAGCUAUGGCACUACUUUCGACGGUGGAAUACUGGUUCCGAUAAGCGCCCAUUACACGACGAGACAAUUGCUUUAUACAUGCAACUCGUGGACACUCUUGCGAUUCCUGGGUCCGAGCCAAAAGAUCGCUUUUCGGAUUCGGGUAAGGCUGCAUCGAUAUCGAUUAGCAGCAUUGCCCGUCUGAUCGAGAGUCUCGCUAUUUCAUCAAUGUCGGAUAGCAAUCAGACACAGCUCGCGCUCAUGGUGACGCGGCUGUGUCAUGUUGCACAGAUCGAGACGCCUCAAGAAAGCGUGCUUGAUCGGCGGCGUCGGCCCGCAAAGGUAUUUGAUACGGAACCGUUGAAGCAUAGCGCAAGAAGAAUCUGUGAGAACACAGAAGUAUUAUCUGGAUUGCAAAAGGACUUACAGCUCGCGUUAUGUCUAUGGACUUCGAAAGCAGAGUGGCCUGAGAGCACGGAAAGCCUGCGUGAAGAGCUAUGCUCGAAUGGCGCAGCGAGCUUUAUGUCAGCCCAGAUAGCCGAAGACGCGACCAAGUGCAUUCAGGUAUUUCAAAGGACGAAUCUGGUCGAGGACAGGCCAGCAAAGCGACGCAAGACGCUGCACGAAUCGUCAGAGGACGCUAACACGUCGGCUUAUCACGAACUCACAAUACUGCUCAACGGCAGCUCACAAGACUCCCCAAUACUCAAUCUUUCAAAUCUCCACAACAUCAUCCCGGCGAAAUAUUCUUCUCUACCCGAGCACCCGAAGCAGAACGAAGCUGCACAGCAACAAUUGCUCAUUGCCUUGGGUAAGGUCGCUUGCUCAGGCUCGCGGUGUCUGCAGGCCAACAGAAAUGGCUACGAGCAUUGGCAGAAACUCAAUUGCUCUCUUUGUGAUGGACCAGCCGUCAAAGUCCGAAACGCGGAAGUCUAUUGGGAUAGGAAUGAUCGUGGUGAGGACUGGAAGGAAGUUGUUGCCGCAAUCCUCGCAAUCACGAAAGAGCCCAAGUUCCAGAAUUCGGCAAGGCCUCGAGUACUCAUGGCUGUUGCCAUAGGACGCCUCUUCAAUCACAUUUCCGACCCUGACUAUCUCAACCUGGAAGUGUGCGAACUAGGACAAUGGUUGCUUGCAUGCAUGAGCCGGUCUCUCAGAGAGUUGAAAAUUGCGGCGACACAUGCACUCAUGACAUUCCUGCGGAGCGACAUCUCCAGUCGUGUUUGUCAAAAGAAUCGGACAUCAGUCAUUGAGUUCUUCGAUGCACUCGUGCAACGUGGUGUCCUCGCUGAUCAAGAGACCUUGAUCCUAGCAUAUGGCCAAGUGGCGCGUGUGUGUGGUGAGCUAGAGCUUCCGAUCAUCUUACAUCGGUUAGUCGAGUACCUUGGCCACCCAAACGCUCUCAUAUGUGGCAUGGCGUAUAAAGAACUUGACGCUCUAGCUGAGCCUUACGAACCUGAGGCCUUAUUCAAACCGUAUUGGAGGAUACUUGCCUUUUCCGUCAUCAAGGACAUCGUCAAUAAGCCCCAAAAGGCACAACAGCUUGCUGAUCUUACAGAGCAAACCGUUCGUCAGCUGCUUGUACUAACUCAGUCGUAUACUUUACCGCAUUUGGUGUUGACAAAGAGGAGGGACAUCAUUGAGAAGAUCGCCCAGGCUCGCAAAGUCCCAGUAGCGGAAGUAUUGACUCAGCCACGGAACAACCUUGCGAAGAUCCUGGCAUUGUUGCUUUCGCAGUCUGUACCAGACGUCGAAUCCCAUGCUAUGGAGACAUUGGCCGACAUUGAGCCAGCUAUGCGGGAGGGCAGCAAUGACAGGCUUGAGACACUGGUUGCACUGGAUAUCACAGGCGUUGCCAUCGAGAUUCUCAUGCUUUCCGCGGAACAAGACGAGUCAAGGAAAGCUCCGUAUCAUCGCGCAUUCAGCACGCUUGCUCGGCUCGCCGACAUAAAAAAGGGCCAGCGCAGGUCCUCUUCUAAAACCCGAAGCCUUGACGACUUUUGCGAAACUCAUAUUCUCGGUAUCAUCGCAUACUUCUCAGACAUUGUGGAGAGCCCACUCACUCGAGGCAAGACCACGCCACAUCCGUUGCCUGAGCGUAAAAGAUGUAUAGCAGCCAUCGGAGACUUCAUCACUCUUGCGCGUUACAGUGUGAACGGCGCAUUACCGCAGAUACGCGCAUGCUUACAGUCCGCAAUGGCAGAUCCAGACCUUUGCAACGAUGCCCUACUGGUAUGGAUAGCUUUACUUGAUGCACUUGACGCGGAAGAUACGAUGCUUGUCAUUGAUCAAACCUUCGCGCUAAUCGUAGAGCACUGGAAUAUCUUUUCGGAGGAGACUCAACUUUUGGCAAGCAAGACAAUUAUAGCUCUGACGCAGAAGUACGACGCACAAUUACGGGCACGAAUCGAGUAUCUCCCAUCGCUAGCGACCAUUCCCAUGAUGUCGAAGACUGAAGGAGAGCUGGUACGCUUCAAGUCGCACGUGGAAAUCGUCAGGAUUUUCCAAGCCUUCGGCAAUAGGUGCAAAGACCAGAACGCUGUGGUUGUACGCCAGGCUCUCAGAGAGCUUGGACCGUAUCUUGAUGCCAAUCAAAAGCACCUGCACCAAGCAAUUGUGGGGCAGAAGCCACUGCCCGUACUGGCAGCACUUACUCGAUCAGUCCUAGACGCCAGCAUACGAUUCUCAGAAGAUCACCCGGACAUUACCACGUUAUGCGCACAAUGUCUUGGCAUCAUUGGAGGUCUCGAUCCAUAUCGAGUGGAGACAGUAUGCGAAAAGAAGCGCGUCUUGAUGUUGUCGAACUUCUCACGAAGAGACGAGGACAUCGACUUCGUAGCUCUUCUACUAGAGCAAGUCCUCGUGAAGGUCUUUCUUUCGACUACCAAUGCCACUUCUCAAGGGUGGAUCGCCUAUGUCAUGCAGGAGAUGCUCAAGCAUUGUGGCUUUAGCGCAUUGGCGGUAGCGAAGCCUCGCUCUUCACAGGCUAGCACAGAAGCACAAAGGUGGAACGACAUUCCCGAGCCUACGAGAAACGUCCUGACCCCCUUCCUCAACUCGAGAUACUCCGUCAAUCGAAACCCAGCCCUGCACUACAAAUCUCCCGCAUACCCAAUCUUCGAUGGCAAAAUCAGUCACGGAACCUGGCUCCAAACCUUCGUGUACGAUCUGCUACAGAAGGGACAGGGCGUCAACGUGGAAAUGGUUUUUCCAGUCCUGGCUAGAGUCAUCAGAGGCUUUGAUCUGUCGAUUGCAACUUUCAUACUUCCUUUCGCCGCCCUAAAUGUCAUCGUGUCUGACGAUGACCAAAACUUGACACAUGUAGGGACAGAGCUGCUGACGGUACUGCGGCGUGAAAUCCAGUCUACUGAUCAGACUGAUGCUGUCCUGAUUAAGCAAUGUAGCGAGAACGUAUUCCAAGUCCUGGACUAUCUUUCGCUGUGGCUACAAGAAAAGAAGAAGUCUGUGACCGACGCUAGAAUCAUGGCUGGCAAGACCGGUCGCGGCAUCUCAGAGGAAGAAGAGAUGAACGCAAUCAAACAGAUCACUCGCGUAGAAAGUAUCCUCCGGCUCAUCCCGGCUGAGGUGAUCUCUCGACGUGCGGUCGAGUGUGGGUCGUACGCUCGCGCCCUUUUUCACUGGGAGCAAUAUUACCGACAACAGCAGCAACUCAAGACUGAAACAAAUCAAGUCUUCGAGAAAGACGACCUGUUACAACAUCUACAAUCCAUCUACGCGCAGAUCGAUGAGCCUGACAGUAUCGAAGGUAUCACAGCUCACCUGAAAGUGCUCAACCCCGAGCAACAGAUCAUGGAAGAUCGCAAGGCUGGCCGAUGGACCGCAGCUCAGAGCUGGUACGAGAUCGCGUUGGCUGAGAAACCGGAUGACCUGGACACUCAGGUCAAUCUUUUGACCUGUCUUAAAGAGUCUGGCCAAUAUGAUGCGAUCCUCAAUUACGUCGAUGGCUUCCAUGCAACGAACUCACUAUCAAUCAGCACGCUUCCGUUUGCUGUUGAAGCAGCCUGGUCGGCUGGUAAAUGGACACAGCUUGAGCGGAUUCUCGGUGCUUCAUCUGACCAAAUCAUUGGUGCAACCACGGACUUCAAUGUUGGCGUUGGAAAGGCUUUGCUUGCGCUGUAUCGAAAAGACGAAGCAGAAUUCACGACCAUCACCGCCGCUCUUCGUGGAACCUUGUCCAAGAGUCUUUCUCCGUCAAAUACCAACUCUCUGCAAGCAUGUCACGACACAUUGGUCAAACUGCACGCUUUAUAUGAGAUCGAAGCAAUCAGCGGCGUCAUGACACCAACCACACCAGAACGCGAAGUCAUUCUUGAGAAUUUGGAUCGCCGACUGGACGUCAUUGGUGCCUACACUUCUGACAAGCAGUACCUUCUUGGUGUUCGCCGUGCAACCAUGCUAGUCUCGAAAAUCGACUUUAGCGACCUAGACAUCGCUUCCGCCUGGCUCACAACAGGACGACUUGCACGUAAGGGCGGGUUUAUUACCACCGCUUUCAAUUCGGUUCUCCACGCCGGCCAGCUGGGAGACGGUGCCUCUAAGAUCGAGUACUCGAAGUUGCUGUGGAAAGAAGGGCAUCAUCGAAAAGCGAUCCAAAACCUGCGGGGCGCUAUCAACAGUAACGCCUUCCAGAACAGCGACAGCCUGCCCAUCAACAUCUCAAUAACUACUGAUGGCCGUGGAGGCGACCAUAUGAGCAAGGUGAAAUGCCACGCUCAGCUACUCCUUGCGAAAUGGCUUGAUCGCGCUGGACAAACGAAGUCUGGCUCUCUAAAAGAUGCAUAUGCGACAGGCGUCAUGUCAUACCCUAAAUGGGACAAGGGCCACUACUACUUGGGACGAUACUACCUUAAGCUUUUCGAGUCUGAGAAAAGACUGCCAGUCUCGAAACAGAGCCAAGAGUACCUUGCAGGGAGUCUGAUCAAACUCGUCAUUGAAAACUUCGUACGCUCUACAGUCUAUGGCACGAAGUACUAUUACCAGACCCUACCAAAGAUCCUUACGCUCUGGCUGAACUUAGGAACGGACGUCAUGAAUGUGGCGCCUCGAUCGGCAAGAGACAAGGAGUUUCACGACCACAGACUCACCUAUCUGGACCACAUCAACAAAUACCUCAAGCGGUAUGCUGGUGAGCGCAUGCCUGCUUAUACAUGGUAUACUGCGUUCCCGCAGAUUAUCACGCGUAUCAGUCAUCCGAACAAGAAUGUCUGGGAUGCGUUGCAGUUUAUUAUCAUUCGGGUCGCAGCAGCGUACCCGCAACAGACGCUAUGGAGUUUACUUGCGGUGCUCCACUCGACUCAAGAUGACCGUCGAGCACGCGGCACUGCCGUGUUACAAAAGUUGCGCGACACGUCGAAGCGCAAGAAUGGAUACCUAGAUCUGAAGAACGUCAUCGUGCAAGGACAACGUUUGACCGAUGCUUUGCUGAUAGCUUGUGACGCUCCAGUCGAGCAACGGGUCACGCAUGUCAGUCUUUCGAAGGACCUUGGUUUCAGCCACAAGCUGGCACCUAGCCAGUUGGUGGUGCCCAUCGAAGCCAACAUGUUGCCGAACCUUCCUGCUGGAAAUGACAGUAAGACGAUACGCUUACACAACCCAUUCCCGCAAGAUGCUGUAACAAUCAAUGCGUUCAUGGACGAUGUUCUGGUGCUCUCCUCACUCCAGCGUCCGCGAAAGAUCAACGUACGAGGCUCGGACGGCCGCUCUUACGGUCUCCUCUGCAAGCCCAAGGAUGACUUGCGCAAGGAUCAACGUCUCAUGGAGUUCAACGCUAUGAUCAAUCGCGCGCUGCAGAAGGACAUCGAGUCCAGCAAGCGCCGGCUGUACAUCAAGACGUACGCAGUGACGCCUCUGAACGAAGAGUGUGGAGCCAUCGAGUGGGUCGAAGGUCUCAAGCCUAUGCGCGAUAUCAUCAUCCGAUUCUAUCGCCAGCACAACGUGCACAUCGACUACUCCGAAAUCCGCAUGUUGCUCAACGAAGCGUCAUCUUCGCCAUCGAAGGUGCCCAUCUUCACAGAGAAGAUCUUGGGCAAGUUCCAGCCAGUACUGCAUGAGUGGUUCGUCGAGACGUUCCCUGAACCCGAGGCUUGGCUAUCUGCAAGACUACGAUACACACGCUCCUGCGCAGUAAUGAGCAUUGUUGGCCACGUACUGGGUUUGGGCGACCGACAUGGUGAGAACGUGUUGUUGGAGCAAGGCGACGGUGGGACCUUCCACGUUGACUUCAACUGCCUGUUUGAUAAGGGUCUUACCUUUGAGAAGCCUGAGCUCGUACCCUUCCGUCUUACACACAACAUGGUCGAUGCGAUGGGCCCCCAAGGCGUCGAAGGCCCUUUCAGAAAAGCGGCCGAGCUGGUGUACAGUCUUCUGCGGCAGCAUGAAGACACGCUCAUUACGAUUCUUGAAACCUUCGUGCACGAUCCCACAGCCGACUUCUUAGGUGGAAAGAGGAGGAAGAAGAUUGCUAGCGUUCCAGACACACCGCAGGAGGUGCUGGACAGUGUGAGAACAAAGGUCAAUGGGUACCUGAAGGGCGAGUCGGUGCCACUGAGUGUGGAAGGAUAUGUGGAUGCGUUGAUUGCGAUGGCCAGGGACCCGGUCAAUCUGGCAGCCAUGUACAUUGGAUGGUGUGCCUUUUUCUAG
Messenger RNA from Macroventuria anomochaeta, 7719 nucleotides. RefSeq lists its product as uncharacterized. Lineage: Eukaryota; Fungi; Ascomycota; Dothideomycetes; Pleosporales; Didymellaceae. The record is from RefSeq and is a predicted model, not a curated record. The transcript has 12 exons. Gene Ontology annotation, biological process: DNA damage checkpoint signaling; telomere maintenance; protein phosphorylation. Gene Ontology annotation, molecular function: protein binding; protein serine/threonine kinase activity. Gene Ontology annotation, cellular component: nucleus. Bases 205 to 7719 code for a protein of 2504 amino acids.